Lotus japonicus is the source of this 1076-nucleotide messenger RNA. Its product is annotated as elongation of fatty acids protein 3-like. Gene Ontology annotation, molecular function: fatty acid elongase activity. Lineage: Eukaryota; Viridiplantae; Streptophyta; Magnoliopsida; Fabales; Fabaceae. The coding region runs from base 147 to 956 and encodes 269 amino acids. The transcript has a single exon. Gene Ontology annotation, biological process: fatty acid elongation, monounsaturated fatty acid; very long-chain fatty acid biosynthetic process; fatty acid elongation, polyunsaturated fatty acid. The record is from RefSeq and is a predicted model, not a curated record. Gene Ontology annotation, cellular component: endoplasmic reticulum membrane.
UUGUGUGAAUGUGAAUGUACAUAGUAAAGCCUUUUCUAACUCCAAGUCCAACCAACCACUUGAGACUGGACUUGACUCUCACUUGUUCCAACCAUUAUCCACUCCUCUUCAGCAGCACAAUCCUCUCUCAGAUUUGAUUUGCAGAAAUGAGCAUUGUGCCUUUCCUUCAAUACUGGCUAGUCUACCAUCCAACCAUCCUCAACUUCUCAUGGAACCCACCUCACACCCCUGCCUCCUCCCCACUUUUCCUCUCACUCUCCAUCUUCACCUACCUCUCCCUCACUCUCCUCCUCUCCCUCCUCCCUCUCCCACCCUUCCCUCCCCGCCUCCUUAAACCCAUCACCGCCCUCCACAACCUCCUCCUCCUCCUCCUCUCCCUCACCAUGUCCCUCGGCUGCACCCUCACCAUCCUCACCCACACUCCUCAAUUCCGCUUCACUAUCUGCUUCCCACCCGGAACCAAGCCCAAUGGGCCCUUAUUCUUCUGGGCCUACAUCUUCUACCUCUCUAAACUCCUCGAAUUCCUCGACACGCUUCUCAUCAUCCUUUCUCGCUCCAUCCGACGCCUCACGUUCCUCCACGUGUACCACCACUCCACCGUGCUUCUCAUGUGCUACCUCUGGCUCCGAACCUCUCAGUCGCUCUUCCCCAUCGCGCUCCUAACUAACUCCUCCGUCCACGUCAUCAUGUACGGUUACUACUUCCUCACCGCCGUCGGGUCACGGCCUAAGUGGAAGCGCGCCGUCACCGAUUGCCAGAUCGUGCAGUUUCUCUUCAGCUUCGCCGUGUCCGGCGUGAUGCUGUACUACCACUUCUCCGACGACGCAGGGUGCUCCGGGAUGUCGGGUUGGUGCUUCAAUGCUCUUUUCAAUGCUUCUCUUUUCGCUCUCUUCCUUGAUUUUCAUCUUAAGAGUUAUAAUGCCAAUAAUAACACAAAGAAACGCUCUGUAGAUUAGAUAGAAGGAAAUGCUCAAUUGGAAAUGAAUGAAUGAGAUUCACUUUUUGUAUUGUAUGUUACAAGUUUAUGAUUAUGUUGAUUGCUGCAAUCUCUAUAUUGGUUGUGUGCAUUGGGAAUA